CCAUCACAGGGCCACACUUGUUCGCCACCCCACCCUGACCUCCCAGAUGGUUUUAAACCAUUGGUAAACAGUUUGGUACGUGUCUAUAAAAGAAACUGGAUGGCUUCUACAGGGAGCCAGGCCUCUGAUAUAGACAAGAUUCUUGGAUUCUUCAGUGAUGGCGCACCCCCCACCAAAAAGCCCAGGAAGCUGCUUCCAAGCUUGAAAACUAAGAAGCCCCGGGAGCUCGUGCUGGUGAUCGGAACAGGCAUUAGUGCUGCAGUUGCCCCUCAGGUUCCUGCCCUAAAGUCCUGGAAGGGGUUAAUCCAGGCCUUGCUGGAUGCUGCCAUUGAUUUUGAUCUUCUAGAAGAUGAGGAGAGCAGAAAAUUUCAGAAAUGUCUCCAUGAAGACAAAAACCUUGUCCAUGUUGCCCAUGACCUUAUCCAGAAACUCUCUCCUAGAACUAGUAAUGUUCGAUCCACAUUUUUCAAAGACUGUUUAUAUGAAGUAUUUGAUGACUUGGAGUCAAAGAUGGAAGAUUCUGGAAAACAGCUCCUUCAGUCAGUCCUCCACCUGAUGGAAAAUGGAGCCCUAGUAUUAACUACAAAUUUUGAUAAUCUCCUGGAACUGUAUGCAGCAGAUCAGGGAAAACAACUCGAAUCCCUUGACCUUACUGAUGAGAAAAAGGUUCUAGAGUGGGCUCAGGAGAAGCGGAAGCUGAGCGUCUUACAUAUCCAUGGAGUCUACACCAAUCCUAGUGGCAUUGUCCUGCAUCCAGCUGGGUAUCAGAACGUGCUCAGGAACACCGAGGUUAUGAGAGAGAUUCAGAAACUGUAUGAGAACAAGUCAUUUCUUUUCCUGGGCUGUGGCUGGACUGUGGAUGACACCACUUUCCAAGCCCUUUUUCUGGAGGCUGUGAAGCAUAAAUCUGACUUAGAACAUUUCAUGCUGGUUCGGAGAGGUGAUGUGGAUGAGUUCAAGAAGCUUCGAGAAAACAUGCUGGACAAAGGAAUUAAGGUCAUCUCCUAUGGAAAUGAAUAUGCUGAUCUCCCAGAAUAUUUCAAGCGACUGACAUGUGAGAUCUCCACAAGGGGUAGAUCAGCAGGGAUGGUGAGAGAAGGUCAGCUCAAUGGCUCGUCUACAGCACACAGUGAAAUAAGAGACUGUAGGACAUGAGAGGGCCAGAGAGAUCAUCACCACUAGACCAAACCGUCAGGCCCGACUGUGGAGAGUAUUUAACAAGUAAACGUACAAACAACCCAACACAGCUCUUUGGAAGUACCAAAACCCAGCGGUUGAAGGUUGGGGGUAGAGUUGGGGAUAGGGGGUGUUUCACCUCAAUCCUUCAUGCCCACUGGUUCUUGAUCUUCUGCGGCCUAUUCCAGUUCAAGAAUCCCCCAGUGACAAUGGGAUCCAAUGCAGCUCCCCCACCCCUGGGUGGACAUGCCUGUGUCCACACAGCAGAUCAGUGCGACACCUCCACUGACUGGCUACAGCCCUGCAUGAAGGACUUGGGAUCUGGAUGCCGCGGGACCGUCACGGCCCUUGUUGCAGUUUUGUACUCUAUACUUGGUUUUUCAAUUAAGCUUAAUGGCUUUUUUAAAACAUGACUUGAAGCUCUAGUUUUCUAGACCUUUUACAGUGUACAGUAUUUUACAUAACUGAGCUGUAUUAAAAGCUUGUUCAUUUAC
Messenger RNA from Hyaena hyaena (striped hyena), 1670 nucleotides. It is a transcript of the gene SIRAL1, whose product is annotated as family with sequence similarity 118 member B. The transcript has 8 exons. The coding region runs from base 100 to 1155 and encodes 351 amino acids. NCBI's taxonomy places the organism in Eukaryota, Metazoa, Chordata, Mammalia, Carnivora, Hyaenidae. The record is from RefSeq and is a predicted model, not a curated record.